Aureobasidium musti is the source of this 990-nucleotide messenger RNA. The record is from the annotation of a GenBank genome assembly. NCBI's taxonomy places the organism in Eukaryota, Fungi, Ascomycota, Dothideomycetes, Dothideales, Saccotheciaceae.
AUCAUUUUUGACCUUCGCAUCCUCAUCAUCGAUAUCCGCAUCCUUAUCAUCGACAUUCGCAUGUUCCGGUCACGACGAACAUGGCUGACCAGUGCUAGAGCCGACAGUAGCUCAUUCUUUGACGAUCCACCUCCUUCUUAUACCGAAGCUUGUCAAGUUACAAUCUUGCAAGAUGCUUCUCCGUACACUGUAGCUUGUCAACCCCCGAUUCCACACAACGCUUCUCCAGUACAGAGACUGCAAAGCUUUAUUGCAUGGCGGCUUACGACUGAAUACCGACUCGAAACUGGAACGCUCAGACUCGACAGAGAGCAGGAGUACUUUUUAGGGCUGUGCAAGAAGUACUGUAUGUUGUUGGGCAUGCAAAUCAAGUCGAAGAAGGAGGUUAUGAUAGCGAAGGAAGAACUCACACGAGAUGUGUUUAAGCCAGCACGGAUGCUGAAUAUCCCUGCAGAUGUCAUGGAAGGGUUUCUCUUCUUUACACGCUUCUUUGUACAUGAAGACGGACCAUCGACGCCCCUUGAAGUUUCUGUCAUCACCUAUCCACAAGCUGUGGUCCUACGCAUCGCAAUCGACUACACUGUGAUAAUAGAUGCUGCGGUGACGGGUUUGAACCCAUAUCUUGCUUCUAAUCUCAAGAAGGAAUGUCUUGCCCUGCAUCGACAUCUCUUCCCAUGGUACCUCGAUUUACAAACCAUCAGCCACGAAUACGAUAGACAACAGGAAGGGGAUUACGGAGAACCAUCUGCAACAAGAAGCUCGGAAGCUUCAGCCGCUGUGAAGAACAACAAAGGCACCAUCAGGAAACUUUUCCGUCGCAUCGCCACCGCAAGCAACAAACAAUUCAUCCCAAACAAGAAACGAGACGGAUCUUCUGGGUCUGAUCAUGCACCAUACAGCGAAGACUCCUAUACCGAAUACUAUGAUUCUGACCUCUCUGAGACCUCGCCGUUGAUACCAGAUCAGCCAAGCAUCCACCUCAAGUACUGA